Molecule: messenger RNA, 715 nt
Organism: Macrobrachium nipponense
Lineage: Eukaryota; Metazoa; Arthropoda; Malacostraca; Decapoda; Palaemonidae
Product: pyruvate dehydrogenase E1 component subunit beta, mitochondrial-like
Exons: 2
Coding region: 160-396 (78 amino acids)
Biological process (GO): pyruvate decarboxylation to acetyl-CoA
Molecular function (GO): pyruvate dehydrogenase (acetyl-transferring) activity
Source: RefSeq, a predicted model, not a curated record
AAAUUUUCAGGUCAUCAUAUAACUCUAGUGGCACAUUCACGAGCUGUGCUCUUAGCACUGGAGGCUGCAAAAGCACUUGCUGGUGAGGGAGUGGAAUGUGAAGUCAUAAAUCUUCGAUCCCUAAGGCCAUUAGAUGAAGGUGCCAUUGUUAACUCCGUAAUGAAGACACGAAACCUUGUUACUGUUGAACAGGGAUGGCCACAGUGUGGUAUUGGAGCUGAGAUCUGUGCUAGAAUAGUAGAAAGUCCUGCCUUCCACUACUUGGAGUCCCCAGUGAUUCGUGUAACGGGUGUUGAUGUACCUAUGCCUUAUGCCAAGAGUUUAGAAGCUGCUUGUAUCCCUCAACAACAUGAUGUUGUGAAAGCUGUUAAAAAAGUACUCAAGAUUAUAAAGUAAAGUUGCACAAAACAAAUAUAUUCUAAAAAUUUUUUUUAUUAAAACUGUUUUCUUUGUACAUUUGUUGGCAUAACUCUUGUUAAGGACAAUUUUUAGUGCAUUUUUAUAAGUAAAUUAUUGGACAAAUAGAAAUUUAGGCAUAUCAGUUUUAAGUUAGAACAUACAUACCAUAUUUCAGUACAUUAAUGUUAUUGACAGUUCAUUGUAGAAAUGAUGAAAUAGUAAUGGUUACCUAUUGUUUGGCAGUGACCUAUCUUGUAUAAUAAAAAAAUGAUGUAAAUAGUGCUUCACCUUAAUAAAAAAAUAUGAAAUUAAUAAA